AUGGAUGGAGUAGUCAGGAGCUCCCAAGAGGAUGUGUAUAUCGAUGUAGGCGAAGUGAAGACGAGAAGGUUGCGGUUUGCAAUCGACCUGGUAUUACAUGCAUCUUUUGAAACUGAUCUGCAGUGCUUCCCAGAAAUGUUCACAACCGAGUACGACGAAAAGCCUAGUGCAACGACGACGUUCUGCUGCCCUUUGCUCAGAUUGACGGAGAAGUUCAACUACCUCGGAGUCGCAUUUACUAGCAAUUGA
Soboliphyme baturini is the source of this 249-nucleotide messenger RNA. Lineage: Eukaryota; Metazoa; Nematoda; Enoplea; Dioctophymatida; Soboliphymatidae. The record is from the annotation of a GenBank genome assembly.